Molecule: messenger RNA, 592 nt
Organism: Moneuplotes crassus
Lineage: Eukaryota; Ciliophora; Spirotrichea; Euplotida; Euplotidae
Source: the annotation of a GenBank genome assembly
AUGAAUGCAACUCUAUUCACAGGGCCGAGAGGCAAGGAUGAGUACAAGUACGUAGCUCGAUUGGCAGUAGGCACUGAAGUGAGCGCGACCUUUGAUACUUCCACUGACAUCCACAUUGUCUUCGAGCCUUACACUUCAGCCAACACGAACUCCAUACAGGGAGUUAUCCAUUUUCAGACAGGAGAUGGAGGUAGAUUAGAAGAAAUUAUUGUUAUCGUAGUAGUGGUCUGAAUCUGCUGCUGUUGCACUUGCUGCUGAGUUGUAGUGGGGAUUUGUAUUUGGAGAGCAAGGAAGAAGGGAAAGAAUGAUAAGAAGGUAGACAAAGAUAAGCCUAACCCAGAACCAUCUUACGAUAACUCACAAGCCAGAAGACAUGUCCAUAAUGAGACCAGACAUCAGCUGAGAAAAAAGGACAAAAACACAACAUCAACUGUCAAAAAGACUGAGAAGGAUCCUGAAAAAGAAGAAAGUUCCUCCUAUCAUCUUCCCCCGAUUAGGAACAUGUACAACAGGCCAAAUAGAUAUAAUAAGAAAUACUAAGAAAUUACAGAGAGAAAUCAAGUCGCCUCAGAUAUAUGGACCAAGUAUCCUG